AUGAUGGAUUUGGGGAUACCACAAGAAGUUGCUCGAGGAGUGGUACAUGGUUCUUGGAAGAAGGUGAUGGAAGCCACCACGCCACAUGCUAUGAUUGAGGAAUGGGAAAAUUUCAAAAAUGGAUUUUGGGGGAGGAAUAGUAAGUUGAUAGAAUACUUGGAUCGUGAGUGCUUGGAGCAUAAAGAGAAGUGGGCUUGUGCUUACACUAACAAUAUUUUUCAUAUUGGUACCACAAGUACGAAUAGGGUUGAAUCGGCUCACUCGACUCUCAAAGCUUGGCUAAACACUUCGACUGGGGGAAUUGAUACAUUAUUUUUAUCAUGGCAUGCUAGCAUUGGGAGGCAAGUGAUAGAAAUUAGGAAAGAGCUAGAGACAUGUCGAACAAAGACUUUCAAAGGAGCCUAUGGACCACCCUACGGCGUUAUAAGGGGAAGUGUAAGCCUAUAUGCGCUUGAGUUGAUGUUUGUAGAGGGAAAGAAGACUCCGUCGAAAUGUUAUUGUGUGAUUGGGAGGACACAUGGGCUCCCAUGCAGUUGUCGAAUCAACUCCUUUAAAAGAGCGGGAGACCAUUUUCAGAUAACACACUUGGCACCAUUCUGGUCUACUUUGGACUAUGCUAAUCCUCAUGAUGCAAGACGGUUCGAAGACAAUGACGCCAAUGAUCUUCAGAUUUUUCAUGAUCUAGUGGCUGAGGUGUGUAGACGUGGUCCAUCUGCAGUUCGAGCAGCCAAGGUCGCAUUAAUGAGUCAGCUUUACCCCGAAGAGGAAGGCCUUAGGGAGCCACGAGUGUCUACGAAGGCAAAAGGUCGGCCACCUAAAAGGGAAAACGCUCGUGAUCCUUCUUGGCAUGAAGAGAAAAGCAACAACCUCAGAUGA
Messenger RNA from Linum tenue, 876 nucleotides. NCBI's taxonomy places the organism in Eukaryota, Viridiplantae, Streptophyta, Magnoliopsida, Malpighiales, Linaceae. The record is from the annotation of a GenBank genome assembly.